AUAUUCAUCUAUAUCAUGGAGGACCAGAUCAACAUUACGUACAUAACUCUGUCUGGGUAUGUAGAUCUGAACAAGUACAGGUAUUUACUUCUCAUUGUACUCACUGUGUACAUCUUAACAAUCUGCAGCAACGCCACCAUUUUGUAUCUCAUCUGGGUUCACAAAAACCUCCAUGAGCCGAUGUACGUCUUCAUCGCAGCUUUGCUGCUUAACGGUCUUCUUUACAGCACCAACAUUUACCCAAAGCUUUUGGUCGACUUUUUAUCAGAAAAACCGAACAUAUCGUAUUCGGCUUGUCUUUUUCAGUUUUUCAUGUUUUACUCUUUCGGCGGCUCAGAGUUCCUCCUGCUAGCAGCCAUGGCCUUCGACAGAUACGUGGCGAUAUGUAAACCUCUGAGAUACAGAUGUAUAAUGAAGAGAAGCACUGUCAGUGCGUUCCUGAUCACAGCUUGGUUCGUGGCUGUUUUUUAUCCCAUAGUGCUGGCAAUGCUGAGUUAUCAAGCUAAAUUAUGCACAUUUAACUUGGCAGGGAUAUUUUGCAACAACUCUAUUUAUGCCCUCCAGUGUGUGAGAUCAGCAGCCCUCACUGUGUUUGGGAUUGUUGCUUUUUCAAACGUCGUAGUGCUUCCUAUGCUCUUCACGACCUUCACGUACGCAAACAUAUUUAGAAUAUCUCAGCGCAGCUCUAAGCAAUCCAGGAAAACAACAGUGGAGACCUGCGUGCCUCACCUGCUGGUUCUGACCAGCUACUUCUGCCUGAUGACCUACGAUGUGGUUAUAGCCCGAGUGCAGUCCGAUUUCCCGCAAAUUGCCCGAUUCAUAAUGACGAUGCAGAUAUCUCUGUAUCACCCUUUGUUUAACCCGUUCAUAUACGGUUUCAAGAUGAGAGAAAUUAACAGACAUCUGAAGAAGCUCUUCUUCAUCGUCGCCAAAAAAACAAGCCCACGGUGA
Poeciliopsis prolifica (blackstripe livebearer) is the source of this 951-nucleotide messenger RNA. Its product is annotated as olfactory receptor 6N2-like. NCBI's taxonomy places the organism in Eukaryota, Metazoa, Chordata, Actinopteri, Cyprinodontiformes, Poeciliidae. The coding region runs from base 16 to 951 and encodes 311 amino acids. Gene Ontology annotation, cellular component: membrane. Gene Ontology annotation, biological process: G protein-coupled receptor signaling pathway. The transcript has a single exon. Gene Ontology annotation, molecular function: G protein-coupled receptor activity; olfactory receptor activity. The record is from RefSeq and is a predicted model, not a curated record.